AUGCCGCUUGUUCACGCAGGAGCAUGGGAGGUGCAGAGCCUCGAAGCUACCAUUGCAAAGGUGCGGGGUCGCAGUGGAACUUUGGCGGCCCAGCUGCGAAAAUUGGACGACCUGUUGGACGACCUGUUGACCAAAGUGGCGAACUGUGGCGAGCACCCAGAAGAGGUACAUUCUAUCCGAAGGGAAGCAGGGGAGAAAGCCAUUGACUUCCUCGAAGCAUUCGAAGCUCACCCAUCAGCUUCAGAUCCGGACUGGCAGUUGGACCCUGUGGGUCUCGGCAUUUUCGCGAGCGCAGAGCCAGCGGACAAGCUUGGCAAGUAUCCUGAAUUCAAGCGCUGGUGCCCUGGCUGA
This is a messenger RNA of Symbiodinium sp. CCMP2592, 351 nucleotides long. Lineage: Eukaryota; Dinophyceae; Suessiales; Symbiodiniaceae. The record is from the annotation of a GenBank genome assembly.